UUCAGCUAUUAAACAAAAUUCGGGGAAGGGAAUUUCUGAACUAAUACGGCGACGUUUUAUCUGUCUUCAUGCUUCAUUGCGAUUUACCGUGGAAAGUGAGGACGUGACAAGGGGGGCGAAGAUCCGAUCUGCUACUGUGUUUGUUACAAGCGUUUGCUGACGCGAUCGAUCAUUUCCCGAUGCGUGUUUAGAAGAAGAAUCAAUGGCGGGAGUUGGAACAUCAAUGCUUGGGUCUGUUCUCCUGUUUACAGUGGUGCUCUCGCUCCAAGAAGUGUACAGAGGGAAAUUAGCUUCCUCUGAGCUGCACACGAUCCUUGGAGGCUUCACUAGCUCCCUCCUCUUUCUCUUCUCUCUCACUUUCAUUGGAAAUCUCCAAGAGUCUUCUGGCAUGAAGAGUGGCUGGGGUGCAGUGGUUUUUGCGGAAAUCAUAGCUCUUGUUGCCGCUAGCACGGUGCAUCGAGUGUGCAUUACGACCUGUUUCUUGUUCUCUGCUGGGCUGUUAUACGAGAUGAGCAAGAUCUCAGGAUACAUGCUCGGCAGGGCUGAGUCCAACAAAUCUAAAAGGCACUGAAUCAGAGAAGGGGAUUAUUAAUAAGUUAGAUGAUGUUCUCGAAUUUGAUAUAUGGUUUAGCACUUUAAAAGUCUCGAGGAUACUUUACAACUAUUAAAAUUAGGCUUUUCCGCGCAUCUUAUGUUUGACUUGGUCGAUAUCGCAGUUGUGUGUUAUGACUUUGUGUUCUGCGUUCUUAUAGAAACUAAGACAAAUGGUCAGAUCCAA
Brassica napus (rape) is the source of this 778-nucleotide messenger RNA. Its product is annotated as keratinocyte-associated protein 2-like. NCBI's taxonomy places the organism in Eukaryota, Viridiplantae, Streptophyta, Magnoliopsida, Brassicales, Brassicaceae. The coding region runs from base 203 to 571 and encodes 122 amino acids. The record is from RefSeq and is a predicted model, not a curated record. The transcript has 5 exons.